Messenger RNA from Cuscuta epithymum, 2026 nucleotides. The record is from the annotation of a GenBank genome assembly. Lineage: Eukaryota; Viridiplantae; Streptophyta; Magnoliopsida; Solanales; Convolvulaceae.
AUUCUAUUUAAUUCUAUUCAAUUUCAACUUUAGCAUUCUAUUUAAUUCUUUUCACCUGGCUUGACGUUUAUCAGCUUCAGAACUUAACAUCUACUCAAACUCUGCUACCAAUAUGUAUAAAUAUUAACCUUGCUACUUCCUUUGUGCAUCAAGAAGAAGCCUUAGGAAGAGAAAUCGGCAAAUCAACAGCUUUUCAGCACUUCCCGUUGCUUAUAAGUAUCGAGUAGCCGCAGAAGGUAAGCUUAAGCUGCGACUGGGCUUUCUUUUGGAGCUAGGACUCAGGACAUUGUUCUCUGAUAACAUUUUGUUGAGUCCUUCAAAAUUAUGGGUGGUUAUAAUAGCAAUGUAUUGACUGAAAAUUCACAGCAGAAUGACCCAUUGGUCGUGAUACGCAAUGGAAAAGAGAUCAUCUUACAGGCCUUCAAUUGGGAAUCCCACAAGUAUGACUGGUGGAGGAAUUUAGAUCGAAAAGUUCCUGAUAUUUCAAAAUCUGGCUUUACAAGUGCAUGGUUACCUCCAGCUACUCAUUCAUUUUCAUCAGAAGGUUACCUUCCACAAAAUCUCUACAAUCUCAAUUCUGCAUAUGGUUCAGAACACCUCUUAAAAGCUCUACUUUAUAAGAUGAAACAGUACAAAGUUAGACCAAUGGCUGACAUAGUCAUUAAUCAUCGUGUUGGAACUACUCAAGGGAAUGGUGGAAGGUAUAACCGCUACGAUGGAAUUCCAUUGUCUUGGGAUGAGCGUGCUGUUACAUGCUGUAGUGGUGGACUGGGAAACAGAAGCACCGGAGACAACUUUCAUGGUGUACCUAAUAUUGAUCAUACACAAAACUUUGUGAGAAAAGACAUUGUUGGCUGGUUGCGAUGGCUAAGAUACACUGUUGGCUUUGAUGAUUUUCGUUUUGAUUUUGCCAAAGGCUACUCUCCGAAGUACGUGAAGGAAUAUAUUGAAGGAGCAAAACCAAUAUUUUCCGUCGGUGAAUAUUGGGAUACAUGCAACUAUAGAGGCACCUAUUUGGAUUACAACCAAGAUAGUCAUAGACAAAGGAUCAUUAACUGGAUUGAUGGAGCAGGGCAGCUUUCAGCAGCAUUUGAUUUCACAACCAAAGCGAUUCUACAGGAAGCUGUGAAAGGGCAAUUCUGGCGCUUGCGAGAUUCUCAAGGGAAGCCGCCAGGAGUUAUGGGGUGGUGGCCUUCAAGGGCUGUCACAUUUAUUGACAAUCAUGACACUGGAUCCACACAGAAUCACUGGCCUUUCCCUUCCCAUCAUAUUAUGGAGGGCUAUGCAUAUAUACUCACUCAUCCCGGGAUUCCUGCGGUAUUUUACGAUCAUUUCUACGACUGGGGAGAUUCAAUUCACAACGAAAUCGUGAAGCUGAUACAAAUCCGACGCAAUCAAGGGAUAAAUAGCCGUUCAUCCAUAAGGAUUCUGGAGGCUCAGCCAAACCUAUAUGCUGCAAUAAUUGAUGAAAAGGUUUGCAUGAAGAUAGGGGAUGGGUCGUGGUGCCCAGCUGGGCUGGAGUGGACUCUUGCAACUAGUGGCUGCCGCUAUGCUGUAUGGCACAAAUAACAAUCUCGUUCUGGGAUUGAGAUCACCAUCCUCUAAAGGGUUAUGGGAGGAGGAAAAUUGUCAGUCCAUUACACAAAAGUAUUAUUAGGGAUGAGAUGGUGCACACUAGACCAUAUAUGGAAUAGGAUGGUGAUAAACACAUAGUCUGUUUCAUUUACUUUUACAGUAGAGCAUUUUCAAUACAAAAUUGUAAAACGUUCACUAAUCACUAGUGCUUUACCAAAAAGUUUAAAGGAGUCCCGCAUGAUUCCCUUGUGAGUCAUAUGGGGUAUUGUGGCACCAUAAUCACCGUCCAUUUUUCUAAAAAAUGAGUUGGUGACUAUGAUGCCACAAUACCCCAUAUGACUCAUAAGGAAGUUAUAUGGAUCUCCAUAAAUCUACUCUGGUUUACUCCCACAUGAGACAUAUAUACAUAAAAAUUAAUAAAUACUAAAUAAGACUUGUCUCUUUACUUUCA